CCAUAUAACCGUAAAUAAAAUGUGUUGAGUGCGUCGUUAAAUAAAACAUGUCCUUCCUUGUUAACUAAUGCUGUAUCUCAGAGGCAGCGUUCUCACUUGAGAUGCGAGUUCCUGUAGGGUAACCUGUAUAGAUCAUAUCCCAGUGGAUAAACUAUCUCGUUUUCCUCUAUUCCAGCAAUUGCUCUACGGCUGGUAUUCUGCCUGUGGGAAAGCAGAUAUAAAAUAUUCUACGCUGGCAAUCUGUCAGAGUAGUCCACAUGGUGUCGCAAUAACAACAUGUUAGACUUAUAAGUAGCCGGUGAUUAAACACUGUGCUGGGGUGUCAUUAAAUACACAUUCCUUUCUUACUGGAUUAUUUUAAAAAGUGUCCUCGACCAUCAUAUUCACACCAUAGCUGCAGAUGUUUCUGACUGGAUCAUCUUUUCUAUCAUUUUAAAAGUAGUGUGGAAGAAACAUUGAGGCUAUGAGAACGGUGUCGCCACUACAGCUACCACCUCGACCUCUAUCACAUGCAGCACCUUAACCUCCAUCAUACCUAGCACCUUAACCUUCACCAUACCUAGCACCUUAAAUUCCAUCAUACCCAACACCUUAACCUCUAUCACACCCAGUACCUCAACCUCCAUCAUACCCAGCACCUUAACUUCGACCAUACCCAACACCGUAACUUCUAUCAUACCCAGCACCUUAACCUCUACCAUACCAGCACCUUAACCUCCGCCAUACCUAGCACCUUAACCUCUAUCAUACCAGCACCUUAACCUCCACCGUACACAACACCUUAACCUCUAUCACAUCCAGCACCUUAACCUCUAUCACAUCCAGCACCUUAACCUCCAUCAUACCCAGCACCUUAACAUCCACUACAUCCAGCUCCUUAACCUCUAUCAUGUCCAGCACCUUAACCUCCAUCAUACCCAGCACCUCAACCUCCGUCAUACCUAGCACCUUAACCUCCAUCAUACCCAGCACCUUAACUUCGACCAUACCCAACACCGUAACUUCUAUCAUACCCAGCACCUUAACCUCCACCAUAACCAGCACCGUAACCUCCCCACAAACAGUACUGACCCUUCACUACAAGCAGCACCUCGACCUCAAGCUCCACACAACUAACACCUCAACCUCCACCACGACCACUACAUCCGCCUCCAAUACAACAAGUAUCUCAACCUCCACCACUCAAUCUCGAUCACAACCAGUACCGCAACCUCUACUACAACCAGUACGUCAACCUGAAUCACAACCAAUGCCUCAACAUCCACCACAACCAGCACCUCAACCUCCAUCACAACCUCAACCUCGAUCACCACAAUCACCUCAACUCCAUGACCUCAACCUCAAUCACAACCAGCACCUCAUCUUCCACCACAAGAAGCACAGCAACCUUUGCCACAACCAGUACUUCAGCCUCCGCCACAACUAACACCUCAAACUCCAACACGACCAGAACCUCAAUCUCCAGCACAACCAGUACCUCAACCUCCACCAGUAUUUCAACCUAAAUCACAACCAAUGCCUCAACCUCCAGCGCAACCAGCACCUCCACCUCCACCAGUACUUCAACCUGAAUCACAACCAAUGCCUCAACCUC
Messenger RNA from Gigantopelta aegis, 1594 nucleotides. RefSeq names its product cell wall protein DAN4-like. The record is from RefSeq and is a predicted model, not a curated record. The transcript has a single exon. Lineage: Eukaryota; Metazoa; Mollusca; Gastropoda; Neomphalida; Peltospiridae. The coding region runs from base 890 to 1426 and encodes 178 amino acids.